AUGUCGAUAUGCAUAAUUCUGGAGCCAAGCCAGAAUUUACUAUCACGAAAAUGGGGAAAAAUCAAGCCUACAAAGCGAUGCAAAGAUCUCGGUUUGGCUCGAGCUCCGCCGCGCCGGAUGAGGUCGAAGAUAGCAUGGUUUCUCUGCCGGGACUUACUAAUACAGACAUCUUGUUCCAGGCACUUUGCAGAACUUUGGAGUUAUGGGAUCAGAUGCAGAAGGGUUACAAAAGAACAUGUUUGGUGUGGGAUCAUGUUAGGAUGCAAGAGCUGUGCUGAUCCACAAGGAUUUCGCUAUGUGAAGAUUUCAGUAAGAUCUUCAAGUACUAAUUCAUUCACUUGGGAGGAGAUGAAGUGAACAUGAGUUGCUGGGAGAUAAAGCCUCGUGUUAGAAAAUGGUAAAAUCUACUGCUUCAGUCUUUAAUAAAAAUGCAGCGAGAGCAAGUCACUAUUGAGGUGCGCGAGCAGUUGGAGAAGCAAACUGAGUUGUCACGUGCGGAGUUGGAGAGGCAAAAUGCAGCAGCACGUGCUGAACUAGACAGCAAAAUGCGAGUUGCGCCCAGAUUUAGAGAAAAAAAAUAGGAGGUGGGAACGGUUGAUGAACGUCAGUGAAUAGGUUGACGAAAUGAUAAGUCAAAAAUAGCUCAAGUCUUUAUAAACUAAAAGUGUAAAACAAUAUUAUUGAUUUUAUAUAAUUUUUUAGUUUUGUUACU
Salvia hispanica is the source of this 712-nucleotide messenger RNA. The record is from RefSeq and is a predicted model, not a curated record. NCBI's taxonomy places the organism in Eukaryota, Viridiplantae, Streptophyta, Magnoliopsida, Lamiales, Lamiaceae.